Molecule: messenger RNA, 366 nt
Organism: Symbiodinium sp. CCMP2456
Lineage: Eukaryota; Dinophyceae; Suessiales; Symbiodiniaceae
Source: the annotation of a GenBank genome assembly
AUGGCGCCCGCGUCAGCUGGAUCCCUGGCACAUGCACUGCGAGUCUUGCUGCCGGUCAGCUUCGAAGAGAUGGCGCUGCCAAAGCCGGAGCCUGUCGAUGAUUUCUGGGUCAAGGAGACCAAAGGCUACGAUCUCAGUCCCUAUGCAGACGAGUUGCCGCUCUGCGAGGAUCUUGACCCCGGCAUGGUGGGGAAUGGUGGCUCGUGCUGGAGCACCUGUCAAGGGCAGUGCCCAAACGACGUACUGAAGCCUGGGCUGGCUUUCGAUUUCGACGAGAUCAGACCCGGACAUCCAGGAUGCACCUCCCAUUUCGAGUGUGUCGGAAAUUUCGAUCGGGUGCUUUGCCAUGCUGUGCGGGCAAUGGAU